GUGACACCGGAAGUGCUAGUCAGAGGCAAAGAAAGAUGGCGAACUUCGUGGAGGCGACGAGCCAGCGGCAGUUUGAAGACAUUCUCGCCAAAGCGGGGCCAUGCCUGACCGUGGUGCACUUCCAGGCGGCCUGGGCCCCGCAGUGCGAGCACAUGAACGAGGUGAUGGCCGAGCUGGCCAAGCAGCACCCGCACGCCACCUUCGUGAGGCUGGAGGCGGAGGCGGUGCCGGAGGUGUCGGAGAAGCAUGAGAUCUCCUCGGUGCCCACCUUCCUGUUCUUCAAGGCCGGGGAGCGGGUGGACAGCCUGGACGGGGCCCAUGCUCCGGAGCUGACCAAGAAGGUGCAGCGGCUGGCGGGGAGCGGGAGCCGGGCCGGGGCGGCGGCGGAGGACAGCGGCCCCGCGGAGCUGGAGCAGCGGCUGAAGAAGCUCAUCAACGCGGCGCCCUGCAUGCUCUUCAUGAAGGGCUCGUCCCAGGAGCCCCGCUGCGGCUUCAGCCGGCAGAUCGUGGGCCUGCUGAAGAGCCACAACGUCCAGUUCAGCAGCUUCGACAUCCUGUCCGACGAGGAGGUGCGACAGGGGCUGAAGGUCUUCUCCAACUGGCCCACCUUCCCGCAGCUGUACGCGAACGGGGAGCUGGUGGGAGGACUGGACAUCGUGAAGGAGCUGGCCGAGUCCGGGGAGCUGGAGAACACCUGCCCCAAGGCCGCCACCCCGGAGCACCGGCUGAAGAGCGUCAUCAACCAGAGCCCGGUGAUGCUGUUCAUGAAGGGCAACAAGGAGGAGGCCCGGUGCGGCUUCAGCAGGCAGAUCCUGGAGCUCAUGAACGGCGCCGGGGUGGAUUAUGACACCUUCGACAUCCUGCAGGACGAGGAGGUGAGGCAGGGUCUGAAGACUUAUUCCAACUGGCCCACCUACCCCCAGCUCUACGUGAAGGGAGAGCUGAUCGGAGGCUUGGACAUAGUCAAGGAGCUGAAGGAGAGCGGAGAGCUGGUGUCGGUUCUGAAGGGGGAGUCCUAGGAUGGCAUCAGGGAGAGGGCGAGAAGAAGAGGUCACCACGGAGGUCACCACACCGGCCUCCUGGCACUGAUGCCAAACUCCAGGAGCACCAGGAAGAGAGAGACAAUUUAUAUAAUAGAGAUACCAGUAGUAAAUAAAGAAAUAACUCACAUAAUCGCAGUUGGAGAUGUGACUUGGAGUAAUUCCAAAACACAUUUUGAGAAAUGUUUAAACUGACACUCGAGUGGUGGUGGCAGCGCUUGGCCUUAUUUUAUAAAUCCCUGCAUUUCCUUUCUGUCAGUCACUGGGGAAACAGACGACUUCAGUGGAUUUGUCGAGCCUCACACUUAACAACAGGUUUAUGUUGUGUAUGUGGCCCUCUGGUUUAGGUUUAAAUGCAAAGUCCACAUGCACUGGUUUGUUCAGCGUUAACAUUAUGAUUAAAAAGUUAAAAAAACAUCA
Molecule: messenger RNA, 1460 nt
Organism: Limanda limanda (common dab)
Lineage: Eukaryota; Metazoa; Chordata; Actinopteri; Pleuronectiformes; Pleuronectidae
Gene: glrx3
Product: glutaredoxin 3
Exons: 1
Coding region: 36-1019 (327 amino acids)
Source: RefSeq, a predicted model, not a curated record